Molecule: messenger RNA, 1557 nt
Organism: Fomitiporia mediterranea MF3/22
Lineage: Eukaryota; Fungi; Basidiomycota; Agaricomycetes; Hymenochaetales; Hymenochaetaceae
Exons: 3
Coding region: 1-1557 (518 amino acids)
Source: RefSeq, a predicted model, not a curated record
AUGGCCGAAGAAGAAAACCGACACCUCCGCAGGGAAAUCCAACGUCUACAAGACUACAUCGAGAACCAACGUAAACGACACACGGACGAUAUCAAAUCUCUUCGUGAUGACCUCCGCGAAGAAACGAAGUAUUCCAAGAAACUACGCGAAAAGCUGGAGGAGGAAUAUAAGCACUGCGAUCGAUUGCGCAAGGACCUCGCGAGCAAGACACAACUCACAAAAGAUCUACGAGAUGAUCUUGACGAUGAGCGUAACUAUUCCGAAAAACUGGAGCGCAAGCUCGAAAAACGGGACAAGAUCAUCAAGGAGCUAGAAGCCGAUCUCCUGGAUUUGGAGGAUGACUACGCGGAGGCACGUAGUGCACUGAAACGUAUGGAUCAGCUCAGACGCGAUCUCGAGGAAGCAAAAAUUCAACGCCUCUACUCAAAACAGAGAGUUCAGCAACUGCAAGACGAAGUUCACAGCUUGCGAUCCACAAGCCGCUCAGCCUCUCCUUCGCAAAGUCCUGCUUUUACUACAACUGCACUGCGAUAUGCACCCUCCGUUACGUCACCUCCCACUCAGGUGCAUGUUCUCAGCAAUACGUCCCACCUUCGUAUUCCCACUGCAUCACCUUCUCGAGCUCCGUCACCUCUACGCCGCGCAGUUACUCCUCCCCCUCGAGCUCCUUCGGCAACUCCUGAGCUGGAAUCUGACUACUCCGAGGAGGAAGAGGAUGACGAGACUGGGAGGCUCACGGAAGAAGAGGAAGUGAGGGAAGAAGUAGCUGAGGCAGAAGCAGAGGAAGCGGAGCUUUCUGCGGAAGCUCAUGAUGGCCGUCGUCCGGGAUCGAACGAGGCAGAUCAGGUUGACGACGCUCCUGGCCAGGAACUUCGUCGUUUGGCAGUUCGAGAGGGACGACUUGCAGACCGGGAAUACGAGCGUGCACGCGAAGCGUAUGCUUCCGGAGAUAAAGCAUUCGCCAAGAAGCUUCAGGAAACAGGCGCUCAACAUCGUAACAACAUGAGGAACUACAACCGCGCAGCCGCCGCUGAGAUCUUCAACCACCACAAUCCAGAAUAUCACUCCAAUCCGAACUCGCGAGUCAAGAUAGACCUACACCACUUGCACGUUCGCGAAGCAGAGGAGUUCGUCAGGACUCACAUUGAAAACUGCCGUAGAGCUGGACUUCAGUGCACUGAAAUCAUUAGCGGUCGAGGAAACCACAGUACAGGCGGCGUUGCGCGUAUUCGACCUGCGAUAUUAGCACUUCUGGACGGCCAACCUGACUUAGAAGUUGACCAACACGAUCCGAACCCUGGUCGAAUCACUGUACGUUUUACGGAUAACUCUAGAUCUGAAGAUACUGGAGCACGAUCAAGGCGUGGCAUGCGAAGCGGGCCAGAACAUGCUGAAUACGACGACGUUUUUGAACAGGGACGUACGCGGUUGAAAGCAGCUACUCGAGCUGCGGAGGAGGUACGGAAUAAUAUUGAGGAGAUCGAACAUGGGAUGAGAACGUUGAGGAUGAAGUCUCCGUCCCGGCUGGGAUUGCGUGCAGCCACUAUGCAUAGCUGA